Molecule: messenger RNA, 1464 nt
Organism: Aspergillus pseudoviridinutans
Lineage: Eukaryota; Fungi; Ascomycota; Eurotiomycetes; Eurotiales; Aspergillaceae
Product: fungal specific transcription factor domain-containing protein
Exons: 6
Coding region: 1-1464 (487 amino acids)
Biological process (GO): DNA-templated transcription
Molecular function (GO): zinc ion binding; DNA binding
Source: RefSeq, a predicted model, not a curated record
AUGACUCCCCGCGACAAACAACACUCGUUCGUUUUCAGCAACCAGGCAGCGCACCCUGACGAACUUCAACCAGCGCUUGCACAAUGUCUUCAAAACCCAAGACAAAAGUGGCUUGCAAGUCUUGUAAUCUCCGCCGAGUCAAAUGCGAUCGGACCGAGGACAGAGCGUGUUUCAACUGUCGAGUGGCCGGACGGGAAUGCCAGCCGAUCGUCUCACGACGUGGAAAAUACAAGCGUUCCAAUAUUAGAAGCCAUCGGGGUGGAUCAGCUCGUCGAGCAGCUGUUCAAUCUCAAGAUGGGAGUCGCGCUUGAGACGGCUGGAGUCGAACAUUAUGGAACUGGUCAACCGUGCAGCCCGGGCUUUAUCAACAGGGCCAGUGACCCAGGUCGCGGCAAGGAGAUGGUAUACUACGGAGACUCCUUCAAUCUCAACUACGUCCUACGCGAGAUGGUGAAUCCGUUCCAGGACGAUUUUGACAGCUCGUCCUUGAAACUUGGCAUUGAGGAGUUGUAUUUGAACCACUUGGGACAGUCGACGAAGGAUCAGCUCGACGCUCAUGAACGCAGCGAGCGCAUCCGCUUACAAGAAAUGGGCGCAUUCCAGCAUCUCGACAAAGAGAUAAGCGACGCACUUAUCCAGUCGUUCUUCGCUGUAGUGUAUCCACUCUGCCCUAUCUUCGAUCUGUCAGAGUUUGAUACCAAGUACAACGCAGGGGAGAUCUCCCCGCUUGUAUUGCAGGCGCUGUAUUUUGUCGCGGCGGCUCACUGCGAGUUGUCAUUGAUCGAAAAAGCGGGAUUCUCCAGUCGCUAUAUAGCCACCUUCACAUUCUAUCAAAGAGCAAAGGCAUUGUACGAUGCGAACUAUGAAUCGGACGCUAUUGCUACUGUCCAGGCCUUGUACCUUCUCUCCUAUUGGUGGGGUAGCCCUUUGGAGCAAAAGGAUAUGUGGCACUGGACUGGGCUUGCUGUUGGCCUUGCACAAACUCUCGGUUUGCACCAGAGCAAGGCAUAUGAAGGUUUGCCGGAAAGGCAACAGAAGUUGUGGAAACGUAUCUGGUGGACCGUCUAUAGUCAUGAUAUCCUUAUAGCCCUUACGUUGGGCAACACUCCGCACGUCAAUGAGGCAUAUUGUAGCGUGACCUUGUUGUCCGAGGCAGAUAUUGAAGACGAUGAGGACGACUUGCAGGAUACGUAUCUGUUUAGAAGUUACACUCAAGGAAGUCGCCUGUACAUCGUUUAUCUUGUGGACUUGACCAAGCGAGUCAGUCAGUGUCUCGAGGCCCUCUUCGGUGCCUGCUCGGAUGAGUCCAGAAUACAAACCAGUCUUGACAGAAUCUCAUCUUGGCAAACGACCCUUCCCCAAGUCCUACAGCGGAACAACUCAACAAUUUCUUUGCAGGAUGGCUAUUGGGAGUCUCUGAUCCACCUGAUCUACAAGUACAGUCAUCCACAAUUAGUUAGAUGA